CUGUCUGACAGGGGCCUUGUUUUUUUUACACACGGUGUGGCGUCGCGGCUCUUCCGGGUGUCGGUCUGUAGCGCAGUCAUACGCAGUGCCGGGACAUGGCCUCAGACACGCCGCUGGCCGGGCUCCCUGUGCCCUGCGCUGGCUUCUUCUGGUAUCUGGGUGUGAUAGCGGCCUCCUGGUGGGGUGUGAGGGGCGCAUGGCGCCUGCUGAGUGGCGCUCGGGUCUGGGUGCUGGGGAGUGGAGCGCAGGUGGGCCCGAGGAUCGGGAAAUGGGCAGUUGUCACCGGAGCCACCGAUGGGAUUGGAAAAGCAUAUGCAGAAGAGUUGGCCAAACGUGGAAUGUCCAUCGUCCUGAUCAGCAGGAGCCAGGAGAAGUUGGAUGAUGUCUCCAAGUCUAUACGAGAGAAAUUUAAAGUGGAGACUAAAGUCAUCGCAGCAGAUUUUGGAAAACCAGCAGAGAUCUAUGACCGCAUUGAGGCCGGACUGAAGGGCCUAGAAAUUGGGGUGUUGGUAAACAACGUGGGAAUUUCUUAUGAAUAUCCAGAGUAUUUUCUUGAAAUUCCCGACCUGGAUAACACUCUGGACAAGCUGAUCACCAUCAACAUCACGUCUGUCUGUAAGAUGACACGGCUGGUGUUGCCCGGGAUGCUGGAGAGGUCCAAGGGUGUGAUCCUGAAUAUCUCCUCUGCUAGCGGCAUGUACCCUGUACCGCUCCUUACUGUGUAUUCUGCUACCAAGGCUUUUGUGGAUUUCUUCUCGCGGGGUCUUCACGCAGAGUACAAGAGUAAGGGUGUCACUGUGCAGAGUGUUCUUCCAUUCUUUGUGGCCACCAAAAUGAGCAAAGUCCGCAAACCAACAUGGGACAAGCCAAGCCCAGAAGACUACGUGAGGUCCGCACUGAAUACUGUCGGCUUACAGACCCAGACCAACGGCUACCUGGCCCACGCCAUCAUGGGCUGGGUCACCGGAUCGUUGCUCCCUCUCUGCAUUGCUAUGAAGCUCACCAUGAAUAUGAAUAAAGGGCUCCGCGCUCGAUUCCUGAAGAGAGAGAAGAAAAACUAGAAAGCGUCUCUUCCUGCAUCACUUCUACCAAAUCUACCAGAAUCUUCAGGUCUUUGUCAUGGCUGAAUGUAACAUGAAGACCCUGUGACUGGCCCUUCACACUAACUGCUUCAUCGUUUUACCCUUACUUAGUAGACCCUGAAUGUUCUGUCUCUUUAGGCCGGGUACACAGGUCCUGCUUUUGGGGGUUGUCUCAUCUGGACAUCAUGGAGGGAUCUCAGAGCAGCAUCUCUCACUCUGGCAGUCCCAGGUCAUCCAUGUAUCACCAUUCAUUUAAAUGGCCGCUAUGUAAUUCUACAUUUCCUUUGCAUUGGCUGCAG
This is a messenger RNA of Bufo bufo (common toad), 1381 nucleotides long. RefSeq names its product hydroxysteroid 17-beta dehydrogenase 12 (gene HSD17B12). The record is from RefSeq and is a predicted model, not a curated record. Bases 96 to 1061 code for a protein of 321 amino acids. NCBI's taxonomy places the organism in Eukaryota, Metazoa, Chordata, Amphibia, Anura, Bufonidae. The transcript is spliced from 11 exons. Gene Ontology annotation, molecular function: oxidoreductase activity. Gene Ontology annotation, cellular component: endoplasmic reticulum.